This is a messenger RNA of Oncorhynchus gorbuscha (pink salmon), 6721 nucleotides long. It is a transcript of the gene dennd4a, whose product is annotated as DENN/MADD domain containing 4A. The record is from RefSeq and is a predicted model, not a curated record. The coding region runs from base 251 to 6514 and encodes 2087 amino acids. Gene Ontology annotation, biological process: regulation of Rab protein signal transduction. Gene Ontology annotation, molecular function: protein binding. The transcript has 32 exons. Lineage: Eukaryota; Metazoa; Chordata; Actinopteri; Salmoniformes; Salmonidae. Gene Ontology annotation, cellular component: cytoplasmic vesicle.
UAACGGGUCUGGGAUAAAGCGCAAGUGUAUUUAUUUCGUUGGAUGCGUAUUAUUUUUGGUCGACCCGAGACACACUAUUAAUUUCUUUAUACGACAGAAGGGAAAAUAAUUCAACACAAAUGGCGAAUAAAUUGUCGUUAAAAUUGUAGGUUUAUUUUCAUAGAAAAACAGUGUCCAGCUCAGUAAGCGUUUGACAACAAUCGUCGUGUGAUCCUGGUAUGUGAGUAGAGGUUCAUCAUCAUUUCAUUGGAUGAACAUCCCGUGGUUGAUGAUGGAGGAGACAGGUCCUCGCAUAGCAGACUACUUUGUGGUAGCAGGGCUCACUGACUCCUCCAAGCCCUUAGAGGAGGAACUGCAGCUGGACGAUGUUCCUGGUCGCUCUCCCCGCUCGGCCCCUGGUGGCCGGCCCCUGGCCCCCAUCACAGACGUAGCUGUGGUUAUAUGCUCACUAGGAGAAGCGGUUCCUCAGGGUUACACCUGCUUAGAGUCCACCCCGUCUGGUCUGUCUGCAGAGCUGAACGGAGCCAGUCUCAGAGGGCCUCAGAUCUACCUCUGCUACAAGAGAGGCCGAGAUAAACCUCCUCUCACUGAUCUGGGGGUUCUGUAUGAGUGGAAGGAGAAGCUGAAGCCUGGCUGUCACAUCGUCCAAACCACUCCCUCUGGUCGCCCUGCCAACAUCAGCAGCUCCUCCUCCCAGCGCAUCUACAUCACCUAUCGCCGCUCCCCUCAGAGCCAGCCGCACACGUCAUUGGCUGUCACAGAUGUCUGCAUCAUCAUCCCGGGCAAAGGGGAGACACCCCCUCACACCUUCUGCAAGGUGGACAAGAACCUCAACAGUAGUAUGUGGGGAUCCUCGGUGUACCUGUGUUACAAGAAGUCACUGGCUAAAACCAACACAAUCGCAUACAACGCAGGUCUGUUGUGUAGGUACCCAGAGGAGGACGACGAGUCUUUUCCCUUGCCGGAGUCGGUUCCUCUGUUCUGUCUGCCCAUGGGAGCUAGCAUUGAGUUCUGGCCAGCACACACCAAACACUCCCUGCCUGUCUUCUCUACCUUUGUACUGACUGGGGCCUCUGGAGACAAGGUGUAUGGAGCUGCCAUCCAGUUCUAUGAGCCAUACCCAGAGGACCAGCUGAGUGACAGACAGCGUUCUCUGCUGGGGCUACCGGGCACGUGCAGUAGCAGCGAGGGGACAAAGAGCGUUCACGCUAACAAGAGCAUCUGUUUGCUGUCACACUGGCCAUUCUUUGACUCAUUCAGGAACUUCCUGACGUUUCUCUACAGAUACUCCAUCUCUGGACCACACGCUCUGCCCAUAGAGAAGCACAUCUCCCACUUCAUGCACAAAGUCCCGUUCCCCUCGUCACAGAGACCACGCAUCCUGCUACAGCUGUCUCCACAUGAUAGUCUGAUGCUGAGCCAGCCUGUCUCCUCCCCUCUGCCUCUCAGUGGUGGUCGUCUCUCCACUCUGCUCCUUAACCUGGGCCCGAAGAACGCGACCACUCUGCUGGUGCUGGCCGUAACAGAACACAAGAUCCUGGUCCACUCUCUCAGACCGGCCGUACUGACCAGUGUUACGGAGGCCCUGGUGUCGAUGAUCUUCCCCUUCCACUGGCCGUGCCCCUACAUCCCUCUGUGCCCUCUGGCCCUGGCAGAUGUUCUCUCUGCCCCUUGCCCCUUCAUCGUGGGGGUCGACUCACGUUACUUUGACCUCUAUGUGCCUCCGCCCGACGUCUGCUGUGUCGACCUGGACACCAACAACAUAUUACACAAGGAGGAGAAGAGGGCCCUAACAUGGAAGAUACUACCACAGAAAGCCUGCAAACAUCUCCUCAAUACCCUGGGUAGACUGUACCAACAGUUGACUGAAGGUGGCCAAGUCAGCGGCGAGGAUGGUCAGAUGGAGCCCACUGCGAUUGACCCAGACCUGGCGAGCGGAGGGAAGAGCCUCCACACGCUAGAGAUGCAGAUCCAGGAAACCUUCCUUAGGUUCAUGGCGGCCAUAUUGAAAGGGUACCGCUCUUACCUCCUCCCCAUCACACAGGCCCCCUCCGAAAGGACCACGGACGCAAGCUCGCUGUUCGACUUGCAAGGGUUCUUGAAGAGCCGGGAUCGUUCCCACCAGAAGUUCUACUCCCAGAUGAUCAAAACCCAGAUGUUUAUCCGGUUCAUCGAGGAAUGUUCCUUCGUCAGCGAUAAAGACGCCAGUCUGGCCUUCUUCGACGAGUGUGUGGAAAAGAUUUACAGCAAUGGAAGCAAGAUUCAGAUGGACAGUGAUGGACCAGAAGACACCAGGUUGAUAGAGCUGGACGAGUCCCAUCGCAGUGAACACACAGUCUACAUCAACCCUCCUGAACUAAGACUGUUGGCUCAGGGAGAGGAGCACCCACUCUGCUAUAGCUACUCUGGGUUUCCGGUGCUGAGUCGUGAUUUGUUGGAGCUCCAGGAUGGACCUCGCCCCCCCUCAGCCAGCCUGACACAGAGACACACCAGUCCAGCCAGCCCUGCUGCCAUCUUUAGGCGCUCCAAGCAGGAGAUUCGCUCGGCCCAGCGGAUGGCUAAAACCCACGCCUCCGUACCCCAGAUGUGGUCUAAGUGUCUGCUGCGUCACUGUUACGGCCUGUGGUUCAUAUGCCUGCCAGCCUACGCCAGCGCAUGCCACUCCAAGGUGCGGGCACUACGCAUGGCCUACGACAUCCUGAGGAAGAUGCAGGACAAGAAGCUACAGGCACCUGAUGAGGUGUGUUACCGGGUGUUAAUGCAGCUAUGUGGACAGUACAGCCAACCAGUCCUGGCGGUCAGAGUUCUGUUUGAGAUGAAGAAGGCUGGAGUUCAUCCCAACGCCAUCACCUACGGUUACUACAACAAGGCGGUGUUGGAGAGCACGUGGCCGUCCACAGGAAGUAGAGGAGGCUACUUCCUGUGGGCCAAGCUGAGGAACGUAGUCCUGGGGGUAGGACGGUUCAAACAGACGGUCCAGAACCACAGCCAGAACCAAACCCAGAGUAGAGACACACAGCUAUCAGACUACAGUGAUCUGGACACAGUCAGUCAUGGCAGUGAAGACAGUACUAACGACUCAGUUGAGCGGGUCUCAAUCGAUACAGACUUCACUAAGAUGGACUCCAGUGAUGAUGGAUCAAGCACAGGUGGCCAAUCAGACCAAGGCUAUGACUCUCUAUCUAAGGAGGAGGAGAGGAUGGUGGGAAGGGACAGCGACAGAACACAGGAGAAGUCAGAGAGGGAGUCUUGUCCUCUGACUAGACAGGACCACACGACCAGCCCUGGUGACUCCAAAACUCCCUGUGGUACCAGACCAAAGAACCGGAGGCUGAGGCCCAACUCCCUGGACCUGACCGGAGGACAGGGGACUCUCAGGACCAUCACACUCAACUUCACCUCCACCACCAUGCAGGUCCGAGGCCCUGCUCCGAAACGCCCCCCGCCUCCGAACUGCAAACCUGGGAAGACCAGUCAGGCUGUUCCUACCCAGAACCAGAAGAGAUUGGAUGGGGGAGAGGGGGAGGAGGUAGAAGGCGGUAAGGACAGACAGACACCUGCCAAAGAGGUGGAAAGGAGGAGUGUGAACGUCAGUGGUGGAGACACUGAAAGGUCUGUAACCCACAGUGUUAGUGGAGAUGGAGACGGGUCUGUAACCCACAGUGUUAGUGGAGACGGGUCUGUAACCCACAGUGUUAGUGGAGAUGGAGACGGGUCUGUAACCCACGGUGUUUGUGGAGAUGGAGACGGGUCUGUAACCCACAGUGUUAGUGGAGACGGGUCUGUAACCCACAGUGUUAGUGGAGAUGGAGACGGGUCUGUAACCCACAGUGUUAGUGGAGACGGGUCUGUAACCCACAGUGUUAGUGGAGAUGGAGACGGGUCUGUAACCCACAGUGUUAGUGGAGAUGGAGACGGGUCUGUAACCCACAGUGUUUGUGGAGAUGGAGACGGGUCUGUAACCCACAGUGUUUGUGGAGAUGGAGACGGGUCUGUAACCCACAGUGUUUGUGGAGAUGGAGACGGGUCUGUAACCCACAGUGUUAGUGGAGAUGGAGACGGGUCUGUAACCCACAGUGUUUGUGGAGAUGGAGACGGGCCUGUAGAUUGCAGUGUCUCCAAACAGAGCAGUGUAAGAAACAGCAGUGAAACCGUGGGCGGAGCCGUGAAGAGGACAAGUAUCGUUGAGACUGGCUUUGACCCUCUGUCCAUUAUAGCAGCUGAGACGGAGACAGAGGGUGAUGGGGACAGUAGCAGUACCUCCACAGCCCGCCGGGACCUGGCAGAAGAGAUAGAGAUGUACAUGAAGGUUCUGAGCCCUCUGAGCAGCAGGACCGCCAGCAUGGACCUUCAGAACCCAUCCAGCCCGCUACUCCACGCCACCUCCACCCCAUCUAAACCCUCCUCCCGCCGACCUCGGCCCCUCAGCCUGACCCACUCCCCCUGUACCUCCCCCCGACCACCUCCUCCCUUGCUUCGUGCCAACUCGCACCUCCCCCUCUCCAGGCCCAAAGAACGUCUCCGUCCCUCCUCCCUGGUCUCCCCCUCCUCCCCAACUCUCAGUCUGGACAUGUUUAAGAGCAGCUUCCUGUCAGCAGGGAAGGGGGUGGCUGAGAAGGCCAGCAGGCUCUACUCCCGCCUGUCAUCACAGACAUCACUCUCACAGGAUGUGAACUGCGACCAGAUCAGCGUGUCAUCAAUGACCUCAGUGGACCCAGAAUGCACCUCUCUGUUGGAGGAGGGCUCUGUCCUGGACCCUGAAGGUUUCACCUCCUCCUACGCUUCGCCCCAGCACGACAGCAUCGCGUGCCUGAGGAGGAGCCCAGCCAGGGGACGCCUCGUCUCUCAGAGCCCCACCUCGCCCUGCAAGGUGUUCCGCCACAACUCCUUCUCUGGUGGUUUGGCUCCUCCAUCUAGAGGCCCACAGACUCCAGACUCUUCUCCUGAUGCCUCCCGCUUCUACCUCCGUCACCACUACACUACUGAGGUGUUGAUGUCUAGCUGCUGUCGCUGUAAGACAUGUGACUGUCUGGUGUAUGAUGAAGAGAUCAUGGCAGGAUGGACGGCUGAUGACUCCAACCUCAACACCACCUGUCCCUUCUGUGGCUCUUCCUUCCUGCCCUUCCUUACUGUACACAUCAGGGACCUGAGACACAGGACCAGUGACGAGGGUCACCAACCUUUAGGAGAGGACACGGCUGCUUCAGUCAACCCUGAGACUGCAGCUGGAGCACUGACACCCCAGUCAACCACAGCUCCAGCAGCGGAGGAAGAGGACACUGAGGGUGUAGCUGGGUGUCCACAGGACCCUGUCCCAGGCACAACUUCAGAUCCAACCUCAGCCCCAUCUCCAACCUCAGCCCCAUCUCCAACCUCAGCCCCAUCUCCAACCUCAGCCCCACCUCCAACCUCAGCCCCACCUCCAACCUCAGCCCCAUCUCCAACCUCAGCCCCACCUCCAGCCCCACCUCCAGCCUCUCCCCCAUCCCCUGCCUCAGCCCCAUCUCCAACCUCAGCCCCACCUCCAGCCUCUCCCCCAUCCCCUGCCUCAUCCAACCUCAGCCCCAUCUCCAACCUCAGCCCCAUCCCCUGCCUCAGCCCCAUCCCUGCCUCAGCCCCAUCUCCAACCUCAGCCCCAUCUCCAACCUCAGCCCCAUCUCCAACCUCAGCCCCAUCUCCAACCUCAGCCCCAUCUCCAACCUCAGCCCCAUCUCCAACCUCUCACCCAUCCCCUGCCUCAGCCCCAUCUCCAACCUCAGCCCCAUCUCCAACCUCAGCCCCAUCUCCCCCAGCCCCGGUGACGGUUCCCUACCUGAGUCCCUUGGUUCUGUGGAAAGAGCUAGAGUCUCUGCUGGGUAAUGAGGGGGACCAGGUGAUCAGUUCUCCCAGCAUCGUGGACCAGCACCCUAUCGUAUUCUGGAACCUGGUGUGGUGCUACCGCAGACUGGAACUCCCCUCUCAUCUGCCCGGUCUCAUACUGACCUCACAGCACUGCAGCCAGGGACACGUACCGCAGGUCCCAGCCCAGAGCGUGUCUUCAGAGGACAGUAAACAUGUCCUGGUUCGCAUCCUGUGGGACAACCCGUCACUCCACCAGGACUCUGUCCAGGCCCUAUACAUGCUCUGGCAUGCACAUUUCUCUCUCCCCUCAGCCAGUGGAACGGUGUAUGAGGAGGGCCAGCCCCAGGACCAUCUCUUCUCCUCUGAGGUCCUACAGGGUGCAGUGAGGAACAUCCAGAAGGGGGAUGUCUACCAGCCCAUGAGUCAGAUCCUACAGCUGCUGGGACCAGAGCUGGGCUUCAACAGACAGAGGAGUCUGUACAGAGAUCUCCUCUUCCUGGCGUUGACCGCCUUGGGGAAAAGCAACAUCAAUAUUGAUGCGUUUGAUCGUGAGUACAAGGUUGCUUACGACCGCCUCAGCCCCAGCCAAGUGAAGCUGACACACAACUGUGACCGGCCCCCGGGAGCAGGAGUCAUGGAAUGUAGAAGGAUGUUCGGGAAACCCAUUCUGUGACCCUCCCCCCCAUUCUGUGACCCCCCCCCUGGCUGCUAUCCAUCCAUCCAUCCUUCCCAAAACAUGACUGCUGCUCACUUACUACCAGCCCCUCUCUCUGUGGCCCCUCUCUGUGGGCCCUCUCUCUGUGGCCCCUCUCUCUGGCCCCUCUCUCUGUGGCCCCUCUCUCUGGCCCCUCUCUCCCUCUCUGUGGCCCCUCUCUAUGUG